UCUAUUCUACUGCGCAGGUCACUUUUUUCCGCCAUCUUGGAUUUUGAGUAAGUUUGGUAAACCGAAAGGUAGAAGACAUGUCUGAAAUAAGUGAAGUCAAGUUAGAGACUGCUCCCUUUGAUGCAAGAUUCCCAUACACAAACCAAACCAGAAAUUGCUGGUGGAACUAUGUCGACUUCCAAAGAUGUACUAAGAAAUUAGGAGAGGAAAAUGAAGUCUGUCACCAGUUCAAGAAAGCUUUUACUUCUCUUUGCCCAAAAGCCUGGGUGGAAAACUGGGAUGAACAAGUAGAAAAUGGAACAUUUGCUGGGAAAAUAUGAUUGCUUGUUUGAUAAUAGGUUACAGUGAUAAUUUUUUUGCUUAUGUAAACAAAAUGUAUUUUAAAUGAAUUGUAAAUGAUUUGUGUUGAAACAUGGAAGUGUCACAUGCUUUACAUUCCAGACUUUUCUGAAGUACUUGUUGGAACAAUAAACAUGUUUAUUCU
Messenger RNA from Exaiptasia diaphana, 484 nucleotides. Its product is annotated as cytochrome c oxidase subunit 6B1. Gene Ontology annotation, cellular component: mitochondrion; respiratory chain complex IV. Lineage: Eukaryota; Metazoa; Cnidaria; Anthozoa; Actiniaria; Aiptasiidae. The record is from RefSeq and is a predicted model, not a curated record. Bases 78 to 320 code for a protein of 80 amino acids. The transcript is spliced from 3 exons.